AUGGCUCCAAAAACUGAAGCUGACCUUUCUCUUGAUAAAGACGAAGAAAUUAUAGAGGAGAAUGCAGCACCACAACACUCUGUACCCUGCCAUUCUCCCAAUGAACACCAAAAGAUUGUACAUGAUGAUGCAGAAUCGAGUACUUCGACGCCUAUAUCCGGCCAUUCUACCAAUAAACGGGAAGAGAUUGCGCAUGAUGAUGCAGCAACGAGUUUUUCCAUCUCACAAAAUGCUUCAAUGGCAAUGAGUGGAGUCGAUCAUUUUCCCAAUAAACCCAGAAGGAUUGCAGAGGAGGAUGCACCAGCACCAUGGAUCUCCCACGAACAACCACUGGAUCCAUUUAAAGAUUUAUAUAAUCGAUCUCCAAGUCGUAACGAAUACUUGGAGCAUGCAAUGUUUCUGAAAAGAACAAAGAUUGAAGAACAGCAGAUCCCAGACGUUCCUCUUCCUCAUUAUGAAGAAGAACCUCCAAGUAGCUUCGGGGGAUUGGAAGAAAUUGUGGAGUCAGCAAAGCUAAUUCAGUUGCCUUUAAAAGUAACUCAUGCAAAUAGGAUCUCCCAAGAACAAUCACUGGAUCCAUUUGAAGAUGUAUAUAAUCGAUCUCCAAGUCGUAAUGAAUAUUUGGAACAUGCAAUGUUUCUGAAAAAACCAAAGAUUGAAAAACCGCAGAUUCCAGAUGUUCCUCUUCCUCCUUAUGAACAAGAACCUCCACGUAGCUUCGGGGGUUUGGAAGAAAUUGUGGAGUCAGCAAAGCUAAAACAGUUUCCUUUAAAAGUAACUCAUGCAAAUAGGGUCUCCCAACAAUCACUGGAUCCACUUAAAGAUGUAUAUAAUCGAUCUCCAAGUCGUAAUGAAUACUUGGAACAUGCAAUGUUUCUGAAAAAACUAAAUAUUGAAGAACAGCAGAUGCCAGAUGUUCCUCUUCCUCCUAAUGAAGAAGAACCUCCACGUAGCUUCGGAGGUUUGGAAGAAAUUGUGGAGUCAGCAAAGCGAAUCCACGGGAGAAAAGAUUAA
Sphenostylis stenocarpa is the source of this 1014-nucleotide messenger RNA. NCBI's taxonomy places the organism in Eukaryota, Viridiplantae, Streptophyta, Magnoliopsida, Fabales, Fabaceae. The record is from the annotation of a GenBank genome assembly.